Drosophila subpulchrella is the source of this 1056-nucleotide messenger RNA. RefSeq names its product casein kinase I. The coding region runs from base 41 to 1000 and encodes 319 amino acids. NCBI's taxonomy places the organism in Eukaryota, Metazoa, Arthropoda, Insecta, Diptera, Drosophilidae. The transcript has a single exon. Gene Ontology annotation, cellular component: nucleus; cytoplasm. Gene Ontology annotation, molecular function: ATP binding; protein serine/threonine kinase activity. Gene Ontology annotation, biological process: signal transduction; peptidyl-serine phosphorylation; endocytosis. The record is from RefSeq and is a predicted model, not a curated record.
GUUAAGAAAUUAAGUUGUUCUUAUUAGUUUGGAGAAAACCAUGGAAUUGGAGGCAAGAAGUCUGGGAGACUACGAUCUGGGCAGGAAGAUGGGCGCCGGAUCGUUUGGCGACAUUUUUAAGGCCACACACUUGAGGUCGGGCCUACGAGUGGCCCUCAAGCUGGAGCGCCGCGAUGUCACCAAUCCACAGUUGCUUUUCGAGUACAAUCUGUAUAAAACCCUGCACCUUGGAGUGGGAAUCCCGCAGGUCUACCACUACCACACUACGAAUCUGUACAACGUGAUGGUGAUGGAGCUACUGGGGUCCUCGCUGGAGGAGAUGUUCAACCUAUGCCAGCGUCGCUUCUCCCUGAAGACGGUACUCAUGCUGGCUGUGCAGAUGAUGGAGCGCCUGGAGUUCUUGCACUCGCAUCGUUACCUGCACCGCGACAUCAAGCCGGAGAACUUCGUGAUGGGACGCGGUGAGACCAGUCACCGUCUCUACCUCAUCGACUUUGGCCUGGCCAUCAAGUACUGGGACAUGGUGGAGGACGAGCAUGUGCAGCCCACGUCGGGCACCCGACUCACCGGUACCGCCCGCUACGCCUCCAUAAACGCCCUGCGUGGAGGCGGGCAGUCACGGCGGGACGAUAUCGAGUCCAUGGGCUAUGUCCUCAUGUACUUCCUCAGGGGAAGUCUGCCCUGGCAGGGACUCGUGGCCACCAGUAAGCAGCAGAAGUACGAGAAGAUCACCGAGAUGAAGUUGUCCACCAAAGCGGAGGAUUUGUGCGAAGGCUACCCGGCUCAGUUCUACCACUUUGUCGCCUACAGCCGGGACUUGGCCUUCGACGAGGAGCCGUACUAUGCGAACAUUCGGUACUCCUUUAUAAAACUGAUGAACGAGAACAAGUUCAUCAACGACAUGAUCUACGACUGGGACAUCCUCAAGAAGAGUAUCCUCGAAGCCGUCAAUUUGAAGGAAAAGGACAAGGAGCCAGAAUCCAAAGUAGAAGUCGAAUAGGACUGAAAACCAUGUACAUACAUAUGUUGAAUAAAAACGUCCGACUUUUCCAGUGG